UCUAUAUAGACUAGAUCAGAUGAGGUCCGCAAUCGCACGAUUUUGGAGAGAAUGGCAGCAGCUGGAGAGGAGGUGAAGUUGGUGGGUGGAUGGGCAAGCCCCUUUGUGGUCAGGGUGGGGAUCGCCCUCCACCUCAAGGGGGUCGGCUACGAGUUCUUGCAAGAGGAGUUCGGGAAAAAGAGCGAGCUCCUCCUCAAGUCCAACCCUGUCUACAAGAAGAUCCCCGUCCUCAUACACAAUGGCAAGCCCAUUUGCGAGUCCAUGAUCAUCGUCGAGUACGUCGACGAGGUAUGGGCCAGUGCGGGGCCUUCGAUCCUCCCCGCCGACCCCUAUGAUCGUGCCAUGGGUCGCUUCUGGGCUGCAUACAUCGAUGAUAAGUUUCCUUCAUCCAUCAGGACAAUAAGAGGAUUAAAUGAAGAGGCCAAGGCAGAAGCAGCGGAACAAGUAGCUACUGCGCUUCAACUAUUGGAAGAUGCAUUUGCAAAAUGCAGCAAAGGAAAGGGCUUCUUUGGCGGGGAGACUAUUGGCUAUUUAGACAUUGCCUUGGGGAGCUACUUGGGAUGGAUAAAGGCGGUAGAGAAGAUGGCAGGCUUCAAGGCAUUAGAUGAGGCAAAGACGCCUAUGUUGGCUGGAUGGGCAGAGCGCUUUUGCUCUGAUGAUGCGGUAAAGGAAGUGAUGCCUGAGGCAGACAAGCUCAUAGAGUUCGCCAAGAAGAUUCAAGCUAUCAUGAAUGCUGCUCCUGCCCGCUGAAACAUACAUUUGUCAACUUAUGGUAGAUAAUAAUCAUUGUAAUUCUUGUAGUACUGUGCACACCUUCAAGCAUUGCUUGAUCUUGGCACAGGCAAUGCACAUGGAAAAACAUGGAUGGUUUAAUCAUACGACGCAUGUAGAGCGUGGGGUAAUUUUCUUUAUAAUAUGUUGAUCAUGAUAAGAAAUGUCAGCAGUUAAUAGAUGCAUUUUGAGAUGAGGUUCUUAGGAUUA
This is a messenger RNA of Phoenix dactylifera (date palm), 981 nucleotides long. RefSeq names its product glutathione S-transferase U17-like. Gene Ontology annotation, biological process: glutathione metabolic process. The record is from RefSeq and is a predicted model, not a curated record. NCBI's taxonomy places the organism in Eukaryota, Viridiplantae, Streptophyta, Magnoliopsida, Arecales, Arecaceae. Gene Ontology annotation, molecular function: glutathione transferase activity. Gene Ontology annotation, cellular component: cytoplasm.